AUUCUCAAUUUCUGCUUGAAAGAGUUGAGCUUUUUAUCUGAGAUUGAGCUUUCUAAAUAUUGGUUUGGAGGCCUGUGGUAUCAUUAAUACAGGUAUUUACUUAAUAUUUUCAUUUAAAUCAAUUCACAGGUAACUCAUCUCCAUGAAGAUGAUUUGGGGGAUUUUUCUCUCUCUCUUGUCCUCUGGAAAUGCUUGCUUUUCAUCAUAGGAAAUUAGAAAGCUGCUUAUGCCACAGGAAGCGAUUUUUCUCAAGACCUGGUCUGGAGAAUAACCACUAGACGUCAUCUUGUUAUUUUUCAAUAUGAUUUGCGCACCGAAACUGGAAGAUUCAGUGAUCGUGGCCAGCAAUGAGCGGGGUGAGCUCACAGAGGAUGAGAGGAGUCGGAUUAUUGAGCAUCUGCAGAAGGGUACUGAAAUGAUGGUAUAUCAGCAGAGGGCUGAGAGAUUCACUGUCCAGGUCAUUAUGGAGACCAUGCAGGUGGCCUUGAUAGGCUCCAGAGACAGGAUAGUCAAAGUGUUGGACAUUUUUGAGCUGAAGGAGCUUCGUCAGUGGGAGACAUUCCAGGAUUUCCAGCGAUUUAACGAGAGCAGCACAUUUCGAAAAAUCUUUGGCCUGUCUGAAAAAGAGGUUCAGCAGGACAGCAAAACAUGUUUCACCAUCUUCUAUGGAUCUGAGUUUAUGUUAAAGUCACUGAGUCUAAACGCUGAUUCGGUGGAGGAUGCAGAAAAAUGGCUGACAGGACUGGAGUUACUCAGACAGGAGACACUGGCGGCUCACACACCAGAGAUUAUAGAGAGUUGGCUGAGGAAGAAGAUGUACAUUGAUAAUACAAAGAAAAAUAGCAUCACCCUGAAAGAACUUAAGUCUCUCUUGCCACAAAUGAACAUCACUGUACCAGAUGGACGUUUUCUGGAGGAAAGAUUUGUGGAGGUGGGAGCAAAAGAUUAUGUCCUGGAUUUUCAGCAGUUUCACAAAUUCUACGAUCUUUUAAUAUUUGAAAACCAGGAGGUGUUGCUAGAAGAGUUUGAAAAGGGGCCUGCAGCUUUCACAAUUAGUAAUACUAAUAGGCCUGAAUCUUCUGUACUUCCCCUCUCUGAUUUUCAAAACUUUCUUUUAUAUAGACAGAAGGAGACCUGGGCCAAAAAUCUUAAUAAGGUACAAGAGUUGAUGACCAUCUUCAUCAAUGACACCAUGAGGAAGACUGAUUAUCCAAAGUUUACCAUUGGAGAGUUCCUCAGCUUUCUCUUCUCCAAAGAAAACUCAAUUUGGGAUGAGAAGUUCUCAGAGAUUUGCCCACUGGACAUGAACAAUCCUCUGUCUCACUACUGGAUCAACUCUUCUCACAACACAUAUUUGACUGGAGAUCAGAUGCGCAGUGAGUCCUCAACAGAAGCUUAUGUGCGCUGCCUGAGGCUGGGCUGCCGCUGUAUUGAGUUGGACUGCUGGAAUGGUCGAGAUGAACCUGUCAUAUACCAUGGUGGGACCAUGACCUCCAAGAUAAAGUUUAAGGAUGCGGUGAAGGCUAUCAAUGAUCAUGCUUUCAUAACAUCUGAGUAUCCUGUAGUGCUGUCCAUAGAAGAACACUGUGAUACUACGCAACAGAAAGUGAUAGCUCAGAUGUUAAAAGAUGUUUUCCAGGACAAGCUCUUGACCAAGCCACUGGAUCCAGAAGCAAAACAUUUACCCUCACCAAACCAGCUGAAGGGCAAGAUUAUCAUUAAGCACCAAAAAAUAAGCGAGAGCGAUCACACCGAUAAGCAGGGAAACACGGCUGGGAAAAGUAAAUUAAACAGCUUCAAAAACGUCUUCAAGAAGAUAGGAAAACCUAAAGAAAACAUGGUAUUGGAGAAGGAAGGAGAGCUUUGCAUCUGGGAUCCAAUACAUAUGAGGUUUUACAAGCAUGACUGUGUUAUCUCAGAUAAUAAGCUGUACUAUUCUGAAGAGAAGGAGGAAGACAGUCCUAAGGAAGGUUCAGACCUGCACCUGUUUGAGCCCUGGUUUCAUGGACGGAUGGCUAAGGGCAGAAUAACCGCUAAAAGACUCCUGCAUGAUUUCUGCAAAGGGAGGAAUGGAAAAGAUGGAACCUUUCUGGUGCGAGAGAGUGACAAGUUCAUCCGAAACUACAGUAUCUCCAUUUGGACCAGAAGGAGGGUUCAGCACUACAGAAUUUUCUGGUCCUCAGAAAAUGGUCACGCAUCCUUCUUCUUGACAAGCAAGCAGUGCUUUCCAAGUAUGUGUGCCUUGAUUGAGCAUUAUAGACAAAAUUUGAUUGAGUAUGAUGGAUUAAACUUGCAUCUCAAGAAUUUCCUGCCUCGGCUCAAUUUUGUGUCUCACCACCAAUUGGGGUGGUUUUACAGUAACCUGAGUCAAGCCAAAGCAGAAGAGUAUCUUCUGAGGAUUCCUCGAGAUGGAGCGUUCCUCAUCAGACAGAGAGAGGAGCCUGACACCUUUGAACUCUCAGUCAGAGUUGAAGGGGUUAUUAAGCAUUAUCUGAUUUACCGAUACAACGGCAAGUAUGUACUGGCAGACAUCUACGAGUUUUUUAGGCUUGAAGACAUGGUCAGCUGUUUCCGUGAGCAGCUUUUCAUCGGCAAGAUAAAACUACGCUAUCCUGUAACACCACAAUUAGUGGAGCGCAUCUGUAUGGAGGAUCUUUUAACAUGUGAUGGUGAGCUGUACAGUGAGGUACAUAUGGUGGGGCAAGUCCCUGAAGACAAUCCCUUAGGUCACCAAUGUAAAGGUGUAGUGGAUAUCUCUAAGUGUAAUGUUGCACGCAAUGCCAAAUAUGGCAGACCUCUCGUGGUGACCCUGUUGAAUAAGGAGAAUGUGAAACUAAUUGAGUUCACGUGUGAGAUCUUGGAGCAGGUGGAGGAAUGGUACCAGGUGGUUCUCAACAUCAUCCAAAGUAUAAUAGAAAAAAUGGAGAACAAAACCAAAAUAGCUGUUGAGAUGUCAGACAUGGUGGUGUACUGCCAAUCUAUCAAAAAGACUUUGAAUACGACUUUUGAAAAUUACAACUGCAAAGAGGUUCGCUCCUUUAAGGAUGACGACUUUACAAAAAAGGGGAAUGAAGUAAAACCAGACUGCAUUCUGGAGUAUAACCGCAUAGCUCUCAGCCGUGUGUAUCCUAAGGGAUUCCGAGUUGAUUCGUCCAACUUUGACCCUUGUCCUUCAUGGAAAUUAGGCUGCCAAAUGGCGGCUCUCAACUUCCAAACUGCUGAUAAGUUCAUGUGGCUGAACAGUGCUCUCUUCAGUCUGAAUGGAGGCACAGGUUACGUGCUUAAACCAGAGUGGAUGCGAGAUCCGACCAAGAAGAAGCCUUCUAAACAAAAAAUCAGAAUCAGAGUGAUCGCAGCCAGGCAUCUGCCCAAUUCAGAACACAUCAUCAGUCCUUUUGUGAAGGUUGAGCUGUUGCCGUACACAGGAGCUCGAGUAGAUGACUACAGUUUCAAGACUACUUUCUUAAAUGAUAAUGGACUAAAUCCAGUGUGGCUGGGCCCUAGGAAUCCACCGAAAUGCUUUGAAGUAGACGAGCCAGACCUUGCCUUCCUGUGCUUUGAGGUUUCUGAGGGGGACGCAUUUUCUGAUCCUAAGGUUCUUGCACAGGCCACUUUUCCUGUCAGGGGUAUUCGCUCAGGGUAUCGGUCUGUCCCGCUGAAGAACGUGUUUAGUGAAAACCUGGAACUUGCAUCUCUUCUGGUGCAUGUAGAGCAUGUAGAGGUGUAAGGUGAACAGCAAGUCUUAACCACCAGGAACUAGAAGACCUGUUGAUGUGAAUAUGGACUUCUGCUUUGGAGGAUAUGUUCCAGAUUCUGGAUCAUUGCAGAAAUACAUUUUACCGCUGUGAUAAACUGAAUAAGAUCUAAAUUAACUGUAUAUAUUAGAGAUGCGCCGAUACCGAUAGUUUGGGGUUCUGCCUUUUAUACCUUCUUUUAAAUUAAUGAUAAUUUCAUUAUAAUUAAUAAUUGUUAUAUUUUGAAAGAAAUGCAAAUAAAAACUUUAUUCUCUCCAUUUCA
This is a messenger RNA of Ctenopharyngodon idella (grass carp), 4017 nucleotides long. RefSeq names its product 1-phosphatidylinositol 4,5-bisphosphate phosphodiesterase gamma-2. NCBI's taxonomy places the organism in Eukaryota, Metazoa, Chordata, Actinopteri, Cypriniformes, Xenocyprididae. The transcript has 32 exons. The record is from RefSeq and is a predicted model, not a curated record. Gene Ontology annotation, biological process: phosphatidylinositol-mediated signaling; lipid metabolic process; positive regulation of epithelial cell migration. Gene Ontology annotation, molecular function: phosphatidylinositol-4,5-bisphosphate phospholipase C activity. The coding region runs from base 302 to 3727 and encodes 1141 amino acids.